Messenger RNA from Maniola jurtina (meadow brown), 3078 nucleotides. RefSeq names its product fatty acyl-CoA reductase 1-like. Gene Ontology annotation, cellular component: peroxisome. Lineage: Eukaryota; Metazoa; Arthropoda; Insecta; Lepidoptera; Nymphalidae. Gene Ontology annotation, molecular function: alcohol-forming very long-chain fatty acyl-CoA reductase (NADP+) activity. The record is from RefSeq and is a predicted model, not a curated record. The transcript has 14 exons. Bases 194 to 1738 code for a protein of 514 amino acids. Gene Ontology annotation, biological process: long-chain fatty-acyl-CoA metabolic process.
UUAAUUAGAACGCAAUGGAUUCGCGAGUACUGUUUUAUUGGAUGCAGUUGUGUCGAGUUACUGUAUCGUAAUUUAUUUUACCAUAAAAAAAUAACCUAUUCCUUUAAAGUUGAUAAAGUAUAUCUCGGGGAUAUUAAAUACAAAAUCAAAAUCAUUGGGAGCUAAGCGUCAGAUAUUUUUACUUCGCUCAAAAAUGACCUACUUGGAAGACUGUGAUUUGGAAGGUAUGCCAAGUAUACCGGAGUAUUACCGAGAAAAGACCAUCUUUUUGACAGGUGGCACCGGCUUCAUAGGAAAAGUUUUAGUUGAAAAGCUUCUCUACUCAUGUCCAAAUCUAGACAGAAUAUAUAUACUGGUGAGAUCGAAAAAGGGGGUGAAGUCUGAAGAUAGAAUGUCUGCUAUCUAUGCUUCCAAGUGUUUUGAUCGUCUCCGUAAAGAAAGGCCUGGAGCUUUUGAGUCCAAAGUGUUCUUCAUUGAAGGAGAUUGCAGUGAAUUAGGACUAGGUUUGUCUGAGGAAGACAGAGCAAUGAUUGUAAAUAAAACGCACAUUAUCUACCACGCAGCUGCAAGCGUGAGAUUUGACGACCCAAUGAAAUUGUCUGCGAAACUUAAUCUCCGAGGUACUAGGGAAAUUAUAGAAUUAGCUAAAGAUGUGAAACAUUUAGAAUGUUUUGUCCUCGUGUCAACAUCGUUCGCCAAUACUAAUCGUGAUCCCAUAGAAGAGAUCAUGUAUCCUCCUCACGCUGAUUGGAGGGAGACGCUGGAGAUAUGCGAGAAUGUUGAUGACCGUACUUUGAAUGUUUUGACACCUAAAUAUCUCGGUGAGAUGCCUAAUACUUACGUAUUUAACAAGCAGUUAGCAGAACACGUAGUUUAUGAGCAAAAAGGGAUACUGCCUAUUGUAAUCGUUCGGCCGUCUAUAGUCAUUUCAAGCAUCAAAGAACCUGUGCCUGGAUGGAUUGAAAACUUCAAUGGACCUGUGGGCCUUUCAAUUGCUAGUGCAAAAGGUAUACUCCGUACUGUAUACGCUGGAUCUGAUAUCAUUGCGGACUUCAUUCCUGUGGACGUGGUUGUUAAAGGUUUUAUAGUAGCAUCUUGGAUAAGAGGAACAAAAAUAGUCAAACCAACAGACGACAUCCCAAUCUACAAUACUUGCAACGGCUCAAUGGAUUAUAGUACUACUUUUGAAGAAAUAUUCAACAUAAGUCAGAAAGUUGUUCCCUCAUUUCCAUUGGACAAUAUGAUUUGGAGCUUUAGUGUCUCAUUAUGUUCUAAUAAAUCUAUAUAUUUUAUUAAGAUUUUAUUGCUGCAUGUACUGCCGGCUAUUUUGCUUGAUAUUUUACUAUGGAUGCUUGGAAGAAAGACAAUGGUACUUAAAAUCCAGCGUCGGAUAUAUUCAUCAAAUCUUGCUCUACAGUUCUAUACCACCCAGCAGUGGACUUUCUCUAACGAAAAUUUCCUCUCUCUUCGAUCAAAGAUAAAGGAAGAAGACAAGAAACAUUUCUACUAUGACAUGGAAAAUAUUGAUAAAAGUGAACUUAUGAUAAAUGGGAUUAUAGGAGGAAGAAGAUAUUUGCUCAAUGAAAAGGAUGAGAAUUUGCCUAAAUCCAGAGCACAUUUUAAAAGGAUCACAUUAUUAGACAAGAUUGUCAAGUAUCUGUUCUUCGGUUACAUAAUUUGGUGGAUCAUACAUACUGAUUUUGUACGUAAUAUUUGGGAUGACUUAUUACAAUAUUAAGUGGAGUGUAUUCGUACAGUGUCAACAAUUGUAAAAGAAAACACAUUUUUAAAUUUUCUAAAAUAUUUUUAUUAUAUUUUCAAUUUUAUAACCAGUAAGUAGAACUGAGUACAAAUAAAGUGACCGACACUUAAUAAUUGAAAAAAAAAAACAUACACACACGUAAUAGUAUAUGACUUAAGUAGUUUAUUAUUGCACAAUGGGAGAAAGUGCUUGAAAAUGCACUUUAUAGGUAUUUCGUGCAAUAAUAGACUUGCUGAAGUCAUGGGUAUGUGACCGAAACCCGCGUAACGAUUAUUUUAUCUGUGACUUAAGUAGUCCAUAUUUGCAUGGUGUAAAAUGGACGAUUUAAGUCACGGAUAAGCGUUACUUAAGUAAGGAUUUAGGUCACCCAGUGCUAUAAAAAGUGUUACGCACUUAAUACAUCACACAAUUACUGUUUUCAUAUCACAAUUCGAGUUGAGCUCUUUUUAUAUUUUAUGUAUAUUUUAUAAUCUAUAGUAAAAACAUUUUACUUAAUUUUCAAUUAAAAUAAAUAACGCUUUGUUUGGUAUUAAAAAUAAAUAAAAGGGUCCAAAAAUAAUUUACUUUAAAAUAAAUAUUUUUUAUUAAUUGGUAAUCAAUUAAAAAACAACCUAAAUAAAAUCGUAAAUAUUUUUUUAUAAUAUUAUAUUUCAUACUUAGAAUAUAAUAAAUUACAAAGCGUAAUUUAAUCAAAAAAAUUAUUCAAAUAAAAUUAGAUCUGUUUUAUUCAGAAAUAAGCCCUUCUUAUAAUAAACCUAAACUAACCUAACUUCAGCACAAAAAAGCGUUAUUUGAGCAUUUCAUUAAAUAUAUUUACAAUUUAUUGAAACUAAUUCUGUAUUUAUAAAUUACAUUAUUUAUUUUGUAAUAAAGCGUCAAAACAAAAUAAAUUAUGAAAUUUAUUAUCUUAAUUAAUAUUUAAACUAUUCAAUGUGAAACUAUUUUACAGGUAGGUAGUUAUUGGUAUAGUAAAACAGAUUCAGAUUGUCAUUAAUAUUAAAAUCGCUGGUUUUCAUUAAUUAUAUUUUUAACAAAUGUUUUCAUCGAUUGAAAUAUUAUUAUUUUAAAAAGCGUAAUACACAAAAUUUACUGACUCAGAAAUCAUUAUAAGGCAAGUUUUAAUAAAUAAACAAUUUCGCAUUUUUAUAUUACAAGUAAGUAGAAAUGCAAUAAUAUUUUAUUUAUUCGUUACCUUAUCCAUGAUUUGGAAUCUCAAAUUAUAUUUAUCAAUAAAAUAAAUUAUUACUUUAAACAAUAAGUCUUAUUUAUUGGUGCAUAAUAGUAUUAAUAAUUUCGAUUGCAAAUUUUUGGGUUGC